GUUCUUGAUCUUCUUCAUCCUUAGUCUUGCCAGAAAAGACCGAUCUUUGAUUCUUCCCCCACCUGCCUCUCUCUCUCUCUCUCUCUCUCUCAAGAAUCAAGAAUUCAAGAGCUUGUUAUGGAAAGCGAGCGCUACGACGCGGUUAUGGAGGAGAAGCAGCGGAUCAAGAGACGGCCGCCGCACCAGCAGGGGCGGCAGCAGCAGCAGCAGCAGGAGAGGCCGUACCGGGGUAUCCGGAUGAGGAAGUGGGGCAAGUGGGUGGCCGAGAUCAGGGAGCCCAACAAGCGGACCCGGAUCUGGCUCGGCUCCUACGCCACCCCCGUGGCCGCCGCCCGCGCCUACGACACGGCCGUCUUCUACCUCCGCGGCCCCUCCGCCCGCCUCAACUUCCCCGACCUCAUCUGGCGCGAGGGGCGGGACUCGCUGCGGGAGAUCUCGGCCGCCUCCAUCCGCCGGCGGGCCGCCGAGGUCGGGGCCCAGGUCGAUGCCGUCCAGGUGCAGGCGGCGGGGGCGGCGGCCAAGCCGUGGCCGUGCCGGGCCCCGGACUUGAACGAGUACCCGAAGCUGGAGGACUUGGAGGAGAUUCAUCACGAGUCUGUCUUUUGAAUUACUUUCUUCAUGGGAAGAACCAGGUUCAGGAAGAAUUACUGAUCGCCCCAGAUGAAAGAGGCAUUAAUUUAGGCCAGGGCUGGUGAGACUGAAGGAGCAAAUGAAGAACAGCGAUCUCUUUGCGCGCGCAGAUCAGCGCAACGUCGGUCUCCAGUUUUUGUCAAGAAAAGAGAUUGUAGAGCCUCUUAGUUCUUCGAGUGUGGCAGGAGAAUUGAUUUCUAUUUGUUGACCGUAAUUUUUCUUUCUCUUCUUCCUUUUUUUCAAAGAAAAGAGAUCAAUCCAGCGAAACGAUACCGACCAAGAACACAAUACUAAAUGAAUGCUUGCUUAUGGUCUAA
Molecule: messenger RNA, 947 nt
Organism: Syzygium oleosum
Lineage: Eukaryota; Viridiplantae; Streptophyta; Magnoliopsida; Myrtales; Myrtaceae
Product: ethylene-responsive transcription factor RAP2-1-like
Exons: 1
Coding region: 118-606 (162 amino acids)
Biological process (GO): regulation of DNA-templated transcription
Molecular function (GO): DNA binding; DNA-binding transcription factor activity
Source: RefSeq, a predicted model, not a curated record